GUUUAGUCUUCAGUUCGCUUGCGAUGUGAUCGGUCGGUCGGUCGGACGUCGAUAACGUGUGCUCUUAACUGUGUUUUAACGUCUUACAAAACAGCGCGCGCGCGAAUGCUAAAAGCUCCCUCUCUCUCGCUCUCGAUCUCUCUGUCUCUGUGACUGUGCCUCUCUUCUGCUGCGCACUUGUGGCGCAGACAAGUUAAGAAAACCUGUGCAUGCCAAGUGUAGACAAAUUGUAGAUAAAAAUAAAAUGAAAACGUAAAAAAAGAUCCCAAAUUGUACCGAAUUUCGCAUUGAAAGCUAUAACAGUACAGCUAUAAAAACCAAAAAGCAACACUCGAUGCAUUUUAAGUUUUCAUUAAAAAAAACAUUAAUUUAGCUAAUAUUUCGGCCUUGAAAUGUUUCCAAAUCAAAAUAAUUUGGCCGCUGCGGGUGCAGCCGGUGAUCCCCAGCAGCAGAGCCUCAACUACAAUGGCCUGCAACAACAACAGCAACAACAACAGCAACAACAACAGCAGCAACAACAACAAACUCAACAAUUGUCACAGUCAACCAAGAAUGUGAGGAAGAAACCGUAUGUGAAGAUUACGGAGCAGCCAGCCGGUAAAGCGUUGCGUUUCCGCUAUGAAUGCGAGGGACGCUCGGCGGGUUCCAUACCUGGCGUCAAUUCCACACCCGAGAACAAAACCUAUCCGACCAUCGAGAUUGUCGGCUACAAGGGACGCGCCGUUGUCGUCGUUUCCUGCGUCACCAAGGAUACGCCAUAUCGGCCACAUCCGCAUAAUCUGGUGGGCAAGGAAGGCUGCAAAAAGGGCGUCUGCACACUGGAGAUCAGCAGCGAGACAAUGCGAGCCGUUUUCAGCAAUUUGGGCAUCCAGUGUGUCAAGAAGAAGGACAUCGAGGCGGCGCUGAAGGCGCGAGAAGAGAUUCGCGUGGAUCCGUUCAAGACUGGGUUCUCGCAUCGUUUCCAGCCGUCGAGCAUUGAUCUGAACUCGGUGCGUUUGUGCUUUCAAGUAUUCAUGGAGAGCGAGCAGAAGGGACGCUUCACAUCGCCCCUGCCGCCAGUUGUCUCCGAACCGAUCUUCGACAAGAAGGCCAUGUCCGAUCUGGUUAUUUGCCGUCUGUGCAGCUGCUCCGCGAGCGUGCUGGGCAACACCCAGAUUAUAUUGCUGUGCGAGAAGGUGGCCAAGGAGGAUAUCACGGUGCGCUUCUUUGAGGAGAAGAACGGUCAAACGGUGUGGGAGGCCUUGGGGGAUUUUCAGCACACGGACGUGCACAAGCAGACUGCCAUUACGUUUAAGACUCCGCGCUAUCACACACUGGAGAUAACGGAGCCCGCCAAGGUUUUUAUCCAGCUGCGUCGACCCUCGGACGGCGUUACCAGCGAGGCUCUGCCCUUCGAAUAUGUGCCAUUGGAUUCAGAUCCAGCACACCUGAGGCGGAAACGUCAAAAGACUGGCGGCGAUCCCAUGCACCUGCUGCUCCAGCAGCAGCAAAAACAGCAGCAUCAGCUUGAACCCCAGGAUGGGAGACAAAACAACAUGAACUGUUGGAACGCACAGAACAUACCGCCCAUUAAAACCGAACCGAGAGACACCUCACCGCAACCGUUUGGCUUAUAUCGGGCGCCGCCAGAAUUAACGCCUUCGCCGCAGCCAUUGUCCCCCGCAAGCAAUUACAAUCAGAACAGCACGCCGUCGCCCUACAACAUGACAGCGGCAGGCUCCGGCAAUGGCCAACAGCAGCAGCAGCAACAGUUGAUGUCGCCCAAUCAUCACCAGCAACAGCAGCAGCAACAGCAAUAUGCUGCUCCGGGUGCUGGCAACUUGGAGUUGGGCAACAACUACAAUCCUUUUACGCAACAGCUGUUGGCACAGCAUCAACAACAGCAGCAGCAGCAACAACAGCAGCAGCAACAACAGCAGCAGCAACAACAGCAGCAGCAGCAACAACAGCAACAGCAGCAACAGCAACAGCAACAGCUGCAAUAUAAUCCCAAUCCGAAUCCAAAUCCGUUUGCCACGCAUUGGGAGAGCAAAUUCUCGGCAGCUGCUGUGGCUGCUGCUGCUGCGGUGUCGGCGGCGCCAACUGUUGCUGUUGGCAACGGCAACAAUUUAAGCAAUCUCAACAAUCCAUUUACCAUGCACAAUCUGCUGACCUCAGGCGCGGGCGCGGCCAGCAAUCUGCAAUGGAAUCUGACCACGAAUCACUUGCAAAAUCAGCAUACUCUGCAGCAGCAUCAGCAGCAACAAUUGCAGCAGCAUAUUACGCCCAUGCAUCAGCAGUACGACAACAAUGUUGCUGUCAACAACAACAACAACAACAACGAUAACAGCAACAACAACGCAAACAACAAUGAGAAUGGUCCCACGAUCAGCAACCUGCUUAGCUUCGACAGCGAGCAGUUGGUUCGCAUUAACUCGGAGGAUCAGCAAAUGUUGCGCCUCAAUUCAGAAGAUCUGCAAAUAUCAAAUCUAUCAAUAUCUACGUAAUACCUUGCUAAGCUCUGUUGUGUUAGUCCCUAAGUCGUCUUUUAUACAAAUGUAAAAUCUGUGUGUUUUUAGCAUAAUAUUUUCAAUACGAAUAAAUUAAUCGUUUUAGCAGUUAAUAAAUCA
Messenger RNA from Drosophila virilis, 2609 nucleotides. RefSeq names its product REL proto-oncogene, NF-kB subunit dorsal (gene dl). NCBI's taxonomy places the organism in Eukaryota, Metazoa, Arthropoda, Insecta, Diptera, Drosophilidae. Gene Ontology annotation, molecular function: DNA-binding transcription factor activity, RNA polymerase II-specific; RNA polymerase II cis-regulatory region sequence-specific DNA binding. Gene Ontology annotation, cellular component: cytoplasm. The record is from RefSeq and is a predicted model, not a curated record. Gene Ontology annotation, biological process: innate immune response; non-canonical NF-kappaB signal transduction; response to cytokine.